Molecule: messenger RNA, 1296 nt
Organism: Trichoderma gamsii
Lineage: Eukaryota; Fungi; Ascomycota; Sordariomycetes; Hypocreales; Hypocreaceae
Product: ankyrin repeat domain-containing protein
Exons: 1
Coding region: 1-1296 (431 amino acids)
Biological process (GO): positive regulation of transcription by RNA polymerase II
Cellular component (GO): nucleus
Molecular function (GO): transcription cis-regulatory region binding; protein binding
Source: RefSeq, a predicted model, not a curated record
AUGAGCAUAGAUGAUACAGCUACAGAAGACAUAACAAAGGCUCUGGAUAGUCUCGAUUUGGAGGAUGAAAGUGACUUUAAAUCGCGUCUGAGAUCGUGGUGCGGGCUCUUCAUCUCAAUCCACCAAGGCAGGGUUUAUUUCCUUCACCAGACUGCCCGCGAAUCCCUCCUCGCUGAUUCAGCGUCUCGUACAAUAUUAGGACGAACAUGGCAUCACUCUAUGACCACCCGCCAGGCACAUGAUGUUCUGGCCAAGCUUUGCAUUCGCUAUCUAGACUUUCUUGAUUCUGAGGUUGAUCUGGCUGCAGAAGAGAAUGGGCUUAAUACACCGUUUUUUGACUACGCGAUAAACUGGUGGGAUGAUCAUUUCCGCGAAGCUCAGAUUACUGAUGACGAUUAUAUUAUACCUGCAACGCUGAGGAUUUGCAGUCCCAAAUCAAGCAGCUAUAUUUUCUUCUGCCAAUCAGACCACUUUCUCCGGAUCCCGAAGCCUAAACUCAAGGCUACGGACCUUAUGAUAGCAUCAUUCUUUGGCCUCCAUGCUAUUGCCAAGUUGCUUAUUGAUAAUUCAGCUAGUAUUGAAGCAGAAGAUCUAUCUGGCCAGACGCCCCUUUACUGGGCUGUCGCUGGAGGGCAUGAGACAGUUGUUAAACUACUAAUUGAAAAUGGAGCUAGGUUCGAGACGGAGGAAAUUCACAGUUAUACAACUCCAUUGUUAGUAGCUGCUGAUUACGGAGAUACAGCAAUUAUGAAAAUACUAAUUGAGAAUGGAGCUGACAUUGACGUGAAGGCUGAAUAUAGCGAACAAACACCAUUGUUAUGUGCUGCUAAAGUAGGACAUGAGGCAGCUGUUAAACUACUAGUUGAGAAAGGAGCCUAUAUUGAGGCGAAGGAUAAAUUUACAGGCCAAACACCAUUAUCAAAUGCUGCUGAAAGAGGGCAUGAGGCAAUGGUCCAGCUGCUAGUUGAGAAAGGAGCUGAUAUCGACGCAAAAGGUAACAAGGGCCACACACCAUUAUCCAGGGCCGUUGAGGGAGGGCAUGAGGCAACUGUUCGGCUGCUCAUUGAGAAAGGAGCUGAUAUUGAGGCGAGGGAUAAGUACGGCCGAACACCAUUAUCUAUGGCCGUUGUUGAAAAGCAUGAGGCUAUUGUUAAGCUGCUUGUUAAGCAUGGAGCUAAUAUUAGGGCGAAGGAUAAUGACGGCCAAUCGCCAUUAUCAACAGCCAAAAAGGAAAGGUUGAAGACCAUCUAUCAGCCGCUACGUGGGAAAAGAGCUGUUGCAUCUACCGGCCAUUGA